AUGAUUUAAAUAAAUGAAAACAAGCUGAAAAUUAAUCUCAUCAAAAAGAAGCCUAACCUCUAGAUUCAAACCUCUUCUUUACCUACAGUUUCUGAAACCUAAAUCAAAUCUAGCAAACCUUUCCUUAUCGAGAGUGAAAUCGAUUCAGCUGAAGUUAGGAAGUUUUAAGCCCUACUACUUGACUCCUUAACUAAAAACCACAGAUUAUCUCAAAAAUUUAAACUAUUCUAACCCAUAAUGAUAAACGAGGAAUUGGAAUAGCACUCAAGAACAAAAUUAUCAAGACCAACAAAUUAUUGA
Molecule: messenger RNA, 300 nt
Organism: Paramecium octaurelia
Lineage: Eukaryota; Ciliophora; Oligohymenophorea; Peniculida; Parameciidae
Source: the annotation of a GenBank genome assembly